AUGACAGAAAUGACAAGUGAGGUACUGAUGGCCGCGUGUAAAAACCACGGCGGUUAUGCGGCACCACAUCUGAAUGACCAACUGUUUCUCCAGUGUCGGGGGUUUCUGCGCAUUUCAAACCUGAAAGAUUACGUAAAUCUCAAGGUCUUGUGGCUGGAGCAGAACGCCAUCAGCGAGCUCUCAGGGUUGGACGGGCUGCAGCAGUUAGUUUCCCUUUUUGUCCAAAACAACACUAUUUCAUCACUCUGCACCCUCGCGGUUCUGAGUAAUCUACGAGUCCUCAAUCUGUCGCACAACUACCUGACGUCCCUCUCUGGUCUCGCCGUUGCAUGCCCGCAGCUGGAGACAUUUCAGGUUUCACACAACCACAUCGGAAGCCUAGACGCCUGCACCGAACUAUGGGGCCUGAAGGAGACUCUGACGAGUGUCGAUUUUUCCUUUAAUAAAAUAGAGGUGGGAGAGGAAGACUUGGGGCCAAUGGAUUUCUUUGCGCAGCUGCCAAAAGUGAGCGUCAUCUACUUUCAUGGAAACCCUGGUACUCGUGGCCUGAAGGGGUACAGGCGCAACAUGAUUCUCCGGCUUCCUCAACUGACGUACUUAGACGAACGCCCUGUCUUUGCGGAGGAGCGGCGUGUGGUUGAGGCGUGGGGAGCUGGCGGCGAUGCUGCUGAGGCUAUGGAGCGUGAAGCUAUACGGCGCGAGAAAAAAGACCACUUGGAAAGCUGUGUGAAGGUUUUGGUGGACCGCAUGGAUGAAAACCGUGAGGUUCGUGAUAGACUGACUAAACAAUGGGAAGAGAAGCGUGCUGUUGAGAUGGAACGAUUCCAGGCAUUGCGCUGUAAGUGGCGUGCCGAGCAGUCGGAGAUGGCAGCUGCGGAAGAGCGUAACAGGACUGAUAUUUGUGCUGCAGAGACAGACGAACGUUGUGUUAUCGAGGCGGAGUUCUACGCCUCCAAAAAGACCCUUGACGUCACGGAGGCGGCAUACCGCAACGCGUACAGGCAUCAGAAGGAGGUUGAGGCAGUGCAGGAGGCUGUCCUGAAGGAGAUUGAGGCGGAGGAAGAGAAAGAUAGACACAGCGCCGAUGAGGCGGGUGACGAGAGUGCCGUGCGCGGGUGGAUGAUGUCCGACGAGGAUAUUCUGCAGGAGAUGGAAGAGGAGAUAAUGCGUGCGCUGGAGCCUCUCGUUGCCGAUCCCCUCACCAGCCGAACGGCGCUUAAGAUGGAGCGUGCGAUGGGCGCUGUUGCGUCUCGCCUGUCAGUGGGCGCUGCGCGGGCGGGUGAGUCAAGGCCGGACGUGUGGGAGAAGUUUGCCCAAUGGGAGAGCCGUGUGAAGCACUGA
This is a messenger RNA of Trypanosoma grayi, 1341 nucleotides long. Its product is annotated as Leucine-rich repeat-containing protein ODA7. Bases 1 to 1341 code for a protein of 446 amino acids. The record is from RefSeq and is a predicted model, not a curated record. NCBI's taxonomy places the organism in Eukaryota, Euglenozoa, Kinetoplastea, Trypanosomatida, Trypanosomatidae. The transcript has a single exon. Gene Ontology annotation, molecular function: protein binding.